GCAUUGAAUAAUUUCAUUGAUACUAGACAAGUACAUAAUAAUCUAUGAAUUAUAUUAGAGCCGCAACCUGCUUAAUAAAUAAAUCAGAUUUCGGUUAACUCAAAAAGUAAAAAGUAAAUCAUUUUAAACAUUCAACUUUGAAAAGUUUUGAAUGCUUAUUUUUUAAUUUGUAACUUAUUUACUAAUUUUGUUUGUUUACUUUAAUUAAUAACUUAUUCAUUAAAAUGAAUGAAGAGAAAAUAGACAAUUGUAAAAAUAAUAUCUAUGACCAUUUGAUUGCCGAAGAAAAAAACAAGCACUCUGUGUAUUGCACUAAAUGCCCUUCUAAAAUUUUGCCAUCUACAUUAGGAAAACAUAUGAAUAUUGAGGUAAUUGUUCAUCAUAUUUUCUAAUUAUUUAUUGUUAAUUAAUAAUUUAUUUUGUAGUUCAAUCUUCCACAUAUGUCUCAAAAAAAAAAUUGCGAGUCUAUUGAAUGUGAAUUGUUAUCAGAUUACUGGAUGGUACCAGAUAUGUACAUGUUUGAUAAUAUUGGAUUCUCAAAGCCUAUUGAAUCUGGACUUAAAUAUCUUAUAUGCGCUGAUUGUGAAAUUGGUCCGAUUGGGUGGUACGAUGAUAAAACUAAGCAGUCUUAUGUAGCACUGUCAAGAGUCAAACAUGCUGAGGAUUCAUGAUAUUUAUUUAAACAAAUUGUAAAUAUACCAAAUAAUAUAAUUAGACAUACAUUUAUUGGUAACAGUAACUUAA
Molecule: messenger RNA, 744 nt
Organism: Cinara cedri
Lineage: Eukaryota; Metazoa; Arthropoda; Insecta; Hemiptera; Aphididae
Source: the annotation of a GenBank genome assembly